This is a messenger RNA of Fonsecaea multimorphosa CBS 102226, 1944 nucleotides long. RefSeq lists its product as uncharacterized. The record is from RefSeq and is a predicted model, not a curated record. The transcript has a single exon. NCBI's taxonomy places the organism in Eukaryota, Fungi, Ascomycota, Eurotiomycetes, Chaetothyriales, Herpotrichiellaceae. Bases 1 to 1944 code for a protein of 647 amino acids.
AUGCCUCUCCUCUUCGUCAACAAAGAUGCAAACAAUUUGGAAAGAACCUCUGCAGAAGCAUUUGCUAUUGGCUCCCACAUAUCGAAGACACACCGCAAGUGGUUGAAAACCCAGCGACUCAAACAACUGGAAUUUCCCGAUAGAUUGAAGGAAGAUUAUUCAUACCCCAGGACUCCCGUCCAUGGACACAGUGGCGCUUCGCCAUCUCAAAGCUCUGGGCCUGAACUUGGUCUUAACACCUAUGGAAGAGACAAUUAUGACGCAGAUCUUGCGCACGCAUCGCAAAAUAGAACAGAGCAUGAAGGAGAAGGAGGCUCCGAAGAAUAUGGAGGACUAACAAAUACACCCGCGACGGAUCCUUCCUCGGCUAAGACCUCUGCGCAACCGAAAGAUCAGACCUGUAAGGCGUCGCCACUUCUUCGACCAAAAUUCCCUGUUGAGCCUUUUUCUGCUUCAGUCGUUCCCAUGACAGCCACAGUCCGAGAACUGCUUGCAUUAGCACGAGUCUUCCAUGUCUUUCCCGCUUGGCCGGCCAAAAUGAGCAAAAUCCUUCGCGAUCAACUAACACAAAGCUUUCAGGAUCAUCUUGCCGUUGCAAUUGCAGAUGAAGGCGAAAUGAACGCCUUGCUGGCGGCAGGUUAUUACGCCAAAUCUCUCAUCUGUCCCGCAGACCGAGCCAUCUGUUUCGACAGAGCCUUGGAGCACAAGACGAAGGUUUUGACCAUUUUGCGCCAACGGAUACAGCGAGCCGACCAUGAUCAGGGCAAAGUUUUCAUGCUUAUCCGGCUCCUUGUAGCGUUGGAUUUCUUUUCCAAGGACUACGAGGCCGCUCGACUCCACCAAGGCGCCAUGAGAAAGAUUAUCUCCCGCGAACUGCCAUCGUUGAAAGCUCGCCAGGAAAUGCUUUCUAUCGGCGAUGUAUGGCUUGCUGCUGCGUUGCUGCGGCAUACCGAGUUUCAUGUUGGCAAUUGGGAUCCUGGGGCGCGGAAGCUCCAAACUUUUGACGAGGUGCUUCGAGCCGCAGACACAAACUCUACUGGACAAGAAGGUUCCACGAGAGAGGUAAAUGAAGCAAUGACGCAAAACGACUCAACCGCGCCACAAGCCGUACCUAACAAGUUCCUUCAACACGUGCUGGACGACAUCCGCGAACUCGUGGCCACAAAGUCCUUGCUCGCGAACAGUCUGCAGGAGGAAAACGUCCUCCGGUAUGAAGUCGUCUUGUGGCUACACAGGCGCGGGACUGCUCUGAUUGGACGACUCAUCAAUUUCUACAUGGACACUGCGCUCUCCACAUGCCAGUCAUCCUUGCCUACCGCCAGCAAAGACCCGGAUACUCUGCUAAAUGUGACGGUCGCCUUGGGGAUGGUUCUGUUCUUGGGAGCCGUGUUCGGUGAUGUUCCGUGCCCACAAAUACCCCUGGACCGCGUGGCUGCCGUCUUUGGCGAGAAGGUCAAGAAACUCUGGGGACGCAUGCUACGCCAGGAGGCACAAGUUGACCCAGACCUAUUUCAGUGGUUGCUUCUUGUGCGCAGUUUUCACGGGCACAGAAUGAGAUGCGUCAACGACGUUACCGGCAAAGUUGCAAGCGAGGAAGGAAAUGAACAGACAACGCUGAACUGGGUGGCCUCCACGCUUGAGUUUUGGUGCCUCAUGACGGACUCGAAUGCACCAGCCACAGACAUCUCGGAUAGUGGUACGCCUCAGAGAGAGGGUGUGGACGAUGAUCCCGCUGCAGGUUUGAAGAGGAGGCUGAAAAGAUUCCUGUAUCUUGACGCCGAGAUGGAUGAAUACCUGCAGAUGUUGCUGGAUUGCCUUGGACAACCUGGAAACAGCAUGUAUCUGGAAGCCCUUUGCGACGAACAACAGGCGAACACGGUGAUAAGUCAGGGUCGGGGUGAAGGGGCUGAGCCCGGUGAGAAUGAGGAUUUUCUAAUCAAAUGA